This is a messenger RNA of Etheostoma cragini (Arkansas darter), 7353 nucleotides long. It is a transcript of the gene myo10, whose product is annotated as myosin X. NCBI's taxonomy places the organism in Eukaryota, Metazoa, Chordata, Actinopteri, Perciformes, Percidae. The record is from RefSeq and is a predicted model, not a curated record. Gene Ontology annotation, biological process: signal transduction. The coding region runs from base 444 to 6713 and encodes 2089 amino acids. Gene Ontology annotation, molecular function: protein binding; cytoskeletal motor activity; ATP binding. Gene Ontology annotation, cellular component: myosin complex; cytoskeleton. The transcript has 41 exons.
UGUGUGAGAGAGAGAGACAGAGACUGACGUCUCCAAAGUUUGACCGGUCUCUCGGUUGCUGUCUCCUGGUCUCCUGGUGCGCGCUACAGUGUUGACCAAACAACCAGACGGACCUGUAGAAGGGGGGGGGGGGGACGCACACGGAGACACACGGAGAGAGGGAGUCUUGGAGACCCUGACCCCGACGUCUUAUGUGAGGACUCUGGUUGUCUCCGCUGGACUAGGACAACCCCUGAAACAAAGGGGACCGUCCCUGCUGUGUCCACGCCGCGCUCCGUCCUGCAGACGUCCAGCGGCCGCAGCGUGGACUGAAACUUCUUCUUCUUCUUCUUCUUCUUCUUUUUGGGUUGAGUUUGGAAUCGCACUAACGACACAUGAGGUGUACUGACGGGACGCGCGGUUUCCACACAGCAGAUCCUCGGGGAUUAUAAUAAACCAGGACCAUGGAUAACUUCUUCACAGAGGGUGAUCGGGUGUGGUUACGGGAGGAUGAGCAGUGCCUGCCCUGCACCGUGUCCUCGUGCUCUGGGGGGGUCGUCGCCUUCGCCACAGACUACGGCCAGGUGUACACCUACAAGCAGAAUGCCCUGAGCAGACAGAAGGUGCAGCCCAUGCACCACAGCAGCAUCAGGGGGGUGGAGGACAUGGUGGCGCUCGAGGACCUCCACGACGGCGCAAUCAUGCACAACCUCUUCCUGCGCUACCAGCAGAGACACAUCUACACCUACAUCGGCUCCAUCCUGGCGGCGGUGAACCCUUACCAGCCGCUCCCCGGCCUGUACGAGCGGCCGGCCGUGGAGCUCUACAGCCGACACCACCUCGGAGAAAUCUCCCCGCACAUCUACGCCGUGGCCAACGAGUGCUACCGCUCGCUGUGGAGGAGGCUGCAGAACCAGUGUGUCCUGAUCAGCGGAGAGAGCGGCGCCGGGAAGACCGAAAGCACCAAGCUGAUCCUGAAGUUCCUGUCGGCCAUGAGCCAGCACUCCCUGGAGGUCUCGUCCAGAGACAGGACGUCCUACGUGGAGGAGGCGCUGCUGGAGAGCAGUCCCAUCAUGGAGGCCUUCGGGAACGCCAAGACCGUCUACAACAACAACUCCAGCCGCUUUGGGAAGUUUGUGCAGCUGCAUUUCAGCCAGAAGGGCAACAUCCAGGGAGGCCGAAUCAUCGACUACCUUUUGGAGAAGAACCGAGUAGUUCGGCAGAACCCGGGGGAGAGGAACUACCACAUUUUCUACGCCCUGUUGGCAGGAACCAACGCGCAGCAGAGAGAGGCGUUUGGGUUGAGCCAGCCUGACAGCUACCAUUACCUGAGACAGUCCAGCUGCCCCGCUGACAAGACGAUCAACGACCACGGCACCUUUCACGAUGUUCUGAAUGCAAUGCGAACGAUGCAGUUCACAGAGGAGAACAUCGGGGAGAUCCUGCGCCUCCUGGCCGCGAUCCUGCAGGCGGGGAACAUCGAGUUCAUGACGGCCGGAGGAGCCCAGGUCUCCUCCAAAUCAGCAGCUCUCAGCCGGACGUCCGACCUGCUGGGGCUGACCCCAGAUCAGCUCGCCGAGGUCCUGACCCACCGGUCCAUGAUCCUCAGGGGCGAGGAGAUCUGCACCCCGCUCACUGUGGAACAGGCGGUGGACUCCAGGGACUCCAUGGCCAUGGCACUUUACUCUCAGUGUUUCAACUGGAUCAUCCGCAAGCUCAACAACCGCAUCAGGGGCAAAGAAGACUUCAAGUCCAUCAGCAUCCUCGACAUCUUUGGAUUCGAGAACUUUGAGGUCAACCGCUUUGAACAGUUCAACAUCAACUAUGCAAAUGAGAAGCUUCAGGAAUAUUUUAACAAGCACAUUUUCUCCCUGGAGCAACUUGAAUACAACAAGGAAGGCCUGGUUUGGGUCGACAUCAACUGGAUGGACAACGGAGAGUGUCUGGAUCUGAUCGAGAAGAAACUGGGUCUCCUGGCACUGAUAAACGAGGAGAGUCACUUCCCCAAAGCCACAGACGACACCUUACUGGAGAAACUCCACAGCCAGCACUCGAAAAACCCGUUCUAUGCCAAACCACGCGUUGCCGUGCACAACUUUGGAGUCAGGCACUAUGCAGGAGAGGUGUUGUACGACGUGAGGGGGAUGUUGGAGAAGAACAGAGACACUUUCAGAGACGACAUCCUCAACCUGCUGAGGGAGAGCAGGUUGGACUUUGUCUACGAUCUGUUUGAUCACGUGUUGAGCCGAAACAAACAGGACACCCUGAAGAGCACCAAGCACAGACGGCCCACUGUCAGCUCCCAGUUCAAGGAUUCUUUGCACUCGCUGAUGGCCACACUCAGCACUUCCAACCCAUACUUUGUUCGAUGCAUCAAACCCAAUACACACAAGAUGCCUGACCAGUUCGACCAGACGUUGGUUCUGAACCAGCUCAGAUAUUCUGGCAUGUUGGAGACGGUCAAGAUUCGACGCACCGGCUUCCCCAUCCGGAGACCUUUCCAAGACUUCUGCUCCAGGUAUAAGGUGUUGAUGCGGGGCGUGAUGAAGGCGGAGGACCCCAAGGGGAGCUGCCUCCAGCUGCUGCACCUCUACGACAGCAGCAGUUCAGAGUGGCAGCUGGGAAAGACCAAGGUUUUCCUUCGGGAGUCUCUGGAGCAUCGCCUGGAGAAGCAGAGGGAGAUGGAGGUGCUGAGAGCAGCCAUGGUCAUCCAGGCCCACGUCAUGGGCUACAUGGCCAGGAAGCAGUACAGGAAGCUGUUGCAUUGCAUUGUGGUCAUUCAGAAGAACUAUCGGGCUUUCUACUGGAGGAGGAAGUUCCUGCUCCUCCGCUGGGCAGCGCUCACCUUCCAGAAACGUGUGCGAGGCCAGCUGGCCCGCCAGGCUUUCAGCCAGCUGCUGGAGGAGAAGAAGAGGAGGGAGGAGGAGGAGCGCUGCAGGAGGAUGGAAGAGGAGAUGGAGAGGGAGAGAUGGAGGCUGGAGGCGGAGAGACUCGCCAGAGAGGCGGAGGAGGCUAGAAGACUGGAGGAGCUUCAUCUGGCUGAGCAGUUGGCCUCUCUGGCUCUGCCUCAGCCUGCAGUAGAAGCUGCAACAUCACCGGACACUAUGGAGGAGCUUGAGUCACCGGAGGCCCUCCAAGGGGCAUCUGAAGAGGUGGAGGCAGAUCGUCCUCAGGAGGCGUCGCAGGUGGAGGAGAUCCUGCGACUGGAGCGGGAGAUCCAGUCUCUGCAGAGGCAGAAGGAGCGUCAGGAGCUCUCCCUGACCGAAGCGUCCCUCAACCGCCUGCAGCUUCUCCGUGACCAGGAGCUCAGGCGUCUGGAGGACGAGGCCUGCAAGGCGGCGCAGCAGUUCCUCGACUCGCUUAACUUUGACGAGAUCGACGAGUGCGUCAGGAACAUCGAGAGCUCUUUGGGAGUCGGCGAAGUGGAGGAGAAGGAGAAACGGAGUCGACGGAGGAGAGGCAACGACGAGGAAGAAGUCGACGAAGGCUUUGGGGCUGAUGAUGAGGCCUUUAAAUACUCGCCUAACCCAAGUGAGCAUGGCCACUCAGACGGCCAGCGAACAAGCGGGAUCCGAACGAGUGACGACUCGUCUGAAGAAGACCCCUACGCCAAUGACGGUGUGACGCCACCACUGCCGCCAACCACCCUGCUUCACCAGCCGCUGCCUUUACCACCGGUGCCCCCAGUCUGCCACAGCGCCUCAUCCAGCGGGGACUCGGCCUAUUGCCACGCCCAGACUUCUUCUGAGGCGCAGUCCGAUGACCUGGUGGAGCUCAUACCGCCGGACGAGGAUUCGGACUACGACCAGGAUGACUACGAUGAGGGCGCCAUCCUUUCCAGCGGCAGCGUGGCCUUCUCCAACCCUCGCAGCGGCCAGUGGUCUCCUGACUACCGCGGCUCCGUAGGAACCUACAACAGCUCAGGGGCUUACCGGUUCAGCUCGGAUGGGGCUCAGUCAUCGUUCGAGGACAGCGAGGACGACUUUGACAGGUUUGACACCGACGACGAGCUGUCGUAUCGGCGUGACUCUGUCUACAGCUGCGUCACGCUCCCAUACUUCCACAGCUUCCUCUUCAUCAAAGGUGGUCUGAUUAACACGUGGAAGCGGCGCUGGUGCGUUCUGAAAGACGAGACCUUCCUGUGGUUUCGGGCCAAGCAGGAGGCUCUGAAGCAGGGCUGGCUGCACAAGAAAGGAGGGGGCUCAUCCACGCUGUCUCGCCGUAACUGGAAGCGCCGCUGGUUCGUGCUGCGGCAGAGCAAGCUCAUGUACUUUGAGAAUGACGGCGAGGACAAGAUGAAAGGGGUGCUGGAUAUGCAUAAUGCAAAAGAAAUCAUUGACAACACCGGGAAAGAGAAUGGAAUCAACAUCGUGAUGCCAGAGAGGACUUACCACCUGAUCGCUGAGUCGGCCGAGGAUGCCAGCCAGUGGUUCAGUGUGCUGAGUCAGGUCCACGGUUCGACAGAACAGGAGAUCAGAGAGAUGCACGAUGAGCAGGCCAACCCCCAGAAUGCUGUGGGCACGUUGGAUGUGGGGAUGAUCGAUUCAGUCUGUGCAUCAGAUAAUCCAGAGAGGCCGAACUCCUUCGUCAUGAUCACGGCGAACCGCGUGCUGCACUGCAACGCCGACACGCCCGAGGAGAUGCACCACUGGAUCACUCUGCUGCAGCGCUCCAAGGGAGACACGCGCGUCGACGGCCAGGAGUUCAUCAUCCGAGGCUGGUUGCACAAAGAGAUUAAGAACAGCACCAAGGCCUCGCUGAAGCUGAAGAAGCGCUGGUUCCUGCUUACCCACAAUUCCCUGGACUACUAUAAGAGCUCCGAACGUAACGCCCUGAAGCUGGGAACGCUGGUGCUGAACAGCCUCUGCUCGGUGAUCCAGCCGGACGAGAAGGUCUUCAAAGACACCGGCUACUGGAACGUGAUCGUGUACGGCCGGAAACACUCGUACCGUCUCUACUGCAAGCUUCUGAACGAGGCCACGCGUUGGGCCACCGCCAUCCAGAACGUCAUCGACGCCAAAGCUCCCAUCGACACGCCGACCCAGCAGCUGAUCCAGGACAUCAAGGAGAACUGUCUGAACUCGGAGGUGGUGGAGCAGAUCUACAAGAGGAACCCCAUCCUCCGCUACAGCCACCACCUGCUGCACUCGCCGCUGCUGCCGCUGCCCUACGGAGACAUCCACCCCACCGCUCUGAGAAGCAGAAGCUACACAACGCUGCAGGACGAAGCCCUCAAAGUGUUCAGCUCUCUGCAGCACCUGGAGGGCGUGGCCGACCCAGUGCCCAUCAUCCAGGGCAUCCUGCAGACCGGCCAGGAGCUCAAACAGCUGCGGGACGAGCUCUACUGCCAGCUGGUGAAGCAGACGACGCGGCCGCAGCAGCCCGGCAGCCCCGCUAACCUCUGCAGCUGGAAGAUCCUGGCCUGCAUGUCCUGCACCUUCAUCCCCACCAGGAGCAUCCUCCGAUACCUCAAGUUCCACCUGAAGAGGACUCGAGAGCUCUUCCCCGGCUCGGAGAUGGAUCGUUACGCCGCCUUUGCCCUCGACUCCCUAAAGAAGACUCGAGCCAGGGAGAACAUCCCGUCCCAGGAGGAGAUCCGUGCCAUCGUUGCCCAGCAGGACAUGAGCACCACCGUCCAUUGCCACGGAGGAGGGUCCUGCAAGAUCACCAUCAACUCACACACAACAGCCGGAGAGGUGGUGGAGAAGCUGAUCCGAGGGCUGGCCAUGGAGGACAGCAGGAACAUGUUCGCCCUGUUUGAACAGAACGACACCACAGAGAAAGCCAUCGAGAGCCGCACGGUGGUGGCCGACGUGCUCGCCAAGUUUGAAAAGCUUUCAGCCAGCCAAGACGAAAACAACACGGGCUGGAAGUUUUACUUCAAGCUCUACUGCUUCUUGGACACAGACAACGUUCCCAAAGACAGCGUGGAGUUUGCCUUCAUGUUCGAACAGGCCCACGAAGCGGUCAUUCGCGGUCAGUAUCCGGGCCCUGAGGAGACGCUUCAGUUCCUGGCUGCCCUCCGACUUCAGUACCUCCAGGGAGAUCACAGCUCCCAGGCCAACAUCCCCGAGAUGUCCCAGGUGUUCCCCAUGGCGCGGUUGCGGGCCCGCGUGCAGAACUCUGCCAAGACGUUCGCUCCGGGCUCUGGCUCGGUGGCCGACCGAUCGGGGACUUCGGAGAGGAAGCGCUCAAGCUUCCUGGAGGGAACGCUGAGGCGGAGCUUCAGGAGCGGCUCGCUGAGUCGGCAGAAGCUGGAGGAGGAGAACAGCCUGGAGGCGUGGAUGAGGGAGGAGGCGGCGGCCGUGAGAACCAGCGUGAUGGACAAGUGGAAGAAGCUGCAGGGGAUGAACCAGGAGCAGGCCAUGGUCAAAUACAUGGCUGUGGCGAAGGAGUGGCAGGGAUACGGAUCCACGCUGUUCAACGUGGAGUGUCGGGACGGAGCAUUCCCCUUCGAACUGUGGCUGGGCGUGAGCCGGGAGGCGAUAUCGGUGUACAAACGAGGAGAGCCGUGGCCUCUGGAGGUUUUCCCGUAUGAACAGAUUCUCUCCUUCGGCGCCCCGCUGGCCAACGCCUACAAGAUCGCAGUUGAGGGCCGAGAGCUGGUCUUUGAAACGCAAAUGGUCAUGGACAUUGCCAAGCUGAUGAAGGCCUACAUCAGCAUGAUUGUCAAAAAGCGCUACAGCAACUGUCAGUCCGUCAGCAGCCACGGCAGCCAGUGUACCGCCUGGUGAACUCCGCCCUUUAACCUUUUGCCUCAUGGCAACUUACCGCAGUGCCACAGAGCGUCGAGCGGGGCCGCAGCAGGCCAUGGAUGGACGCCCAUCCUCUGCGCUCUGGAGAAAGCAGCUCGUACAUUUGACAUGUCAGACUGACUCUGUGAAUGUCUACGACAAACCACGAAUGCUCUUAAUGUUAACUAGCUCAAGCAAUCUUUUUUUGGUUUUAUUCCAAAACAAUAAACAGCCACUUGUGAUAGAUGAGAACCGUAAAAGAAACACAGUGAGCAACCAUUUCAAGCUGGGAGAACCAGUUUUUUAGAUGUAGUAUGAACCAUUUAAAGAGUGUCUCAGGUCAAAGAGUAGCCUACAACCACAGGACUAAACCGUUAAUGUCUUUGGUUUCCAGCUUUUCCAAACUCUCUCCAAUCAAACAAGCUACUUGACUCAGCUAGCUACAUUGACAACACCACAAGCUUUCAUUGUUACUUACAGUGCCUGGGUUUUAGGGUUGGGUUUGGGUUUAGAGUUAAUCCUAACCCCAAUUAUCAAAGGGGAAAAAUAUACACAUUUACGUUAAUGUCCUUCUUAAUAAGUAUAGUAACAUUUCAUUCAUUAUUUUUCCUCCUGAAGCCAAGAUGGGCUCAUGAACCCU